Messenger RNA from Lentinula edodes (shiitake mushroom), 1176 nucleotides. Its product is annotated as TAP42-like protein. Gene Ontology annotation, cellular component: cytosol. Bases 1 to 1176 code for a protein of 391 amino acids. The record is from RefSeq and is a predicted model, not a curated record. Gene Ontology annotation, molecular function: protein phosphatase 2A binding. Gene Ontology annotation, biological process: regulation of signal transduction; regulation of dephosphorylation. Lineage: Eukaryota; Fungi; Basidiomycota; Agaricomycetes; Agaricales; Omphalotaceae. The transcript is spliced from 5 exons.
AUGACCAAUACUCUUCCGCUACCAACACUCUUUGGUCAGAGUCUUUCUGCUGCCUCAAAGGCCUCCGAUCUACCUACAGUUGAUGCGAAAACUCAAGAUCUUCUCCAAUUUAGCCUAACUAAUCUUCGGACAUUACAAUCACGUAUCGCGAGUCUUUCGCUAUUUAGUCCAAAUGAAAAUUCCGAAGAUAUAGCUACAAGAGAUCUUGUCUAUCUCUUGGUCCCGUAUGUAUGCGCCCAGGUGCAGGAUCGCGUCAAGGCGGUAGAAAGAGACGAACGGCUGGCAUCACUUACAGUGGCGAAGAACUAUCUUCAGUCUUUUCUGCAGCUCUUAGAUAACUAUGAAAUAAUCCCUGAAGACCAAGUCGCGUUGUACGACCGAAAAGUUUCCAACCCAGGCAACCGGAGGGAACUCAAAAUCAAGCAAUAUCAGGCAGAAAAGGAUCUACGGACGAGAAUUGAGACAAUCCGUAAACGCAGGAAUCAACGUCCUAUCACAAACUCCUCCGACAGUGCAACCGAUUUCGACCUACUCUCUUCCCUCCUUCCAUCCGCCAUGGAUGAAGAAGAGGAAGACUCCUCAUCUACAGAUGACGUACUUCGAGAAACGACUCUGCUUCUCAUUAGGCUUUUCUUCUCUCAAGCACAAACACAGCUUCAGAAUAUGAAUCAGGAAUUGGAAUUGCUAAGGACUGCUCCUCCAUCUGCAUCAACAGCAAUGUCGCGACUGGAAGAUGAUGACGAUCGACGAGGGAAACACAAGGAGAGCGAGGAGAAUAUGUGGAAGAUUGAUGCUCCCACACCUAAGGUCAGUGCUGGUGGACCGUUGCUUGACGAGGCGGGUAAGCCUCUCAAACCAUUCACCAUACUUCCCUCUGGAGCAGGAGAUCGUGCACGUUUUCAAGCGCAAGUAUUUGGUCCGGGGCAUAAUCUCCCUACAAUGUCCAUCGAUGAAUAUCUGGAAAUUGAGCGCCAGAGAGGAAAAUUCAUUUCCGGUGGAGGCCCUGCAUCCCAAAAUGCACCUACGUCUUCCGAACAGCUAGCUCUAGAUGCGGAGAUGGACGGGACACUUGAGGGUGAGGACAAGGCUGAAGUCAAACGGAUCAAGGAUGAAAACUGGGCGAAGUUUACCGAUGAAAAUCCGAGAGGGGCUGGCAAUACUAUGAAUCGAGGAUGA